Molecule: messenger RNA, 786 nt
Organism: Cylindrotheca closterium
Lineage: Eukaryota; Bacillariophyta; Bacillariophyceae; Bacillariales; Bacillariaceae
Source: the annotation of a GenBank genome assembly
AUGUUGUCCACCAGAACAUCACGGGUAGCUUCGGCAGUGGCCAAGAAAUUUCAACAACAAUCGGUCCGUUCCAUGGGUACCGCCAAGUCCUUUCACUUGGAAUCUCCCAACAACAAGGCCGAAACUUACUUUGAUUUCAGUGAAGAAAACUAUGUGCGGGUCAACCAGGUCCUCCAAAAGUACCCCGACAAUUACCGCCAAGCUGCCAUGAUUCCCCUCUUGGAUUUGGCCCAACGCCAAGCAGGUGGAUGGUUGCCAUUGGCGGCCAUGGACAAGGUGGCCCAAAUUUGUCACGUGGCUCCGGUCCGAGUUUACGAAGUGGCAUCCUUUUACACAAUGUUCAACCGUACCCCGGUGGGCAAGUAUUUUAUGCAAGUUUGUGGAACGACUCCCUGCAUGAUUUGUGGAAGUGAGGAAAUCAUGCAAACCAUUCAGAAUCAUUUGGGAAUAAAGAAUGGAGAAACUACCAAAGAUGGUUACUUUACACUACUCGAAGUCGAAUGUUUGGGGGCCUGUGCCAAUGCUCCCAUGGUCCAAAUCAACGAUGAUUACUAUGAGUGCUUGAGCAAGGACAGCAUGAUUGAAUUGCUAGAACUAAUGAAGCAAGAUAAGCUUCCAGAAGUAGGCAAGUGGGGAUCACUCCCAAUGAAUGGACAAGUCAGUUGCGAAGGGCCAUUGGGAAAGCGUUCUUUGUUGAAGCCACCUGUGCCACCCAAGGUGGAUCCCGAACGCUUCAAGGCUGGUGAAGUGGAUCCAGCAAGUGUCAAGACACACAUGGCGUACUAA